AUGACAAUGGAUACAGGGAAGAAAAUACAGCUUAAGAGAAAACUUGGAUAUUUCUGGGGGACAAAUUUUCUAAUUAUUAAUAUAAUUGGUGCAGGAAUUUUUGUGUCCCCCAAGGGGGUGCUGGAGUACUCUUGCAUGAAUGUGGGAGUCUCCUUGUGUAUUUGGGCUGUCUGUGCCGUGCUCUCCAUGACCAGCACUCUCUGUUUUGCAGAGAUCGGGGUAGCAUUCCCAUACACUGGGGCUCACUACUAUUUCAUCAAGAGAUGCUUCGGCCCUUCCAUUGCAUUCCUGAGACUUUGGACCUCCUUGUUUCUGGGCCCAGGAGUAACUGCCAGUCAAGCGCUGUUACUGGCUGAGUAUGGCAUUCAGCCUUUCUAUCCCAGCUGUUCUGCCCCCAAUCUACCAAAGAAGUGCCUUGCCCUGGCAGUGCUGUGGAUUGUGGGAAUUCUGAAUUCUCGUGGUGUGAAAGAGCUGUCAUGGCUUCAGUCAGUGAGCACCAUGCUGAAGAUGGGCAUACUGGGCUUCAUUUCCCUCAGUGGGGUGUUCAUGCUGGUGAGAGGGAAGAAGGAGAAUGUGGGAAGGCUUCAGAAUGCUUUUGAUGCUGAGUUUCCAGAGAUCUCCCAGGUUAUAGAAGCCGUCUUCCAAGGAUACUUUGCAUUUUCGGGCGGGGGAUGCCUUACAUAUGUAGCAGGGGAGCUGAAGAAACCCAACAAAACAAUUCCUAAAUGCAUAUUUACAGCACUGCCUCUGGUAACUGUGGUGUAUUUACUGGCUAACAUUUCCUACUUGGCAGUUCUGACGCCCAGGGAAAUUCUCGCUUCAGAUGCUGUGGCUAUUACAUGGACUGACAGAGUCAUCCCCCGAUUAACAUGGACUGUUCCCUUUGCUAUUUCUGCCUCAUUGUUUAGUAACCUUGUGAUUAAUGUACUUGAGUCAGCAAGAGUGGCAUACACUGCAGGCCAGCAUGGCCAGCUGCCCUUGAUGUUCACUACCCUUAAUGUUCACUCAUCCCCCUUCAUAGCUGUGCUUCUAAAUGUCAGUAUGGGAUCCAUUGCAAUCGUCUUAACAAACUUAAUUGGACUGAUAAAUUAUCUCUAUUUUGUUGCUUCCAUUUGGACUAUGUUAUCCAUGAUAGGAAUCCUGAAAUUGAGGUACCAGGAGCCUAAUCUACACAGACCUUAUAAGGUGUUUUUACCAUUUGUAUUCAUAGCAAUGACCAUCAGCCUGUGCUUGGUCUUGAUUCCCCUUGUCAAGUCUCCAAAGAUGCAUUACAUCUAUGUGCUCCUCUUCCUUCUCAGUGGACUGCUGUUUUACAUGCCAUUGAUACACUUUAAAGUGAAGUUGGUUUGGUUUGAGAAGUUGACUUGCUAUCUGCAAUUACUGUUUAAUAUUUGCAUCCCUGAUGUGUCUGAUGAGCAAAUGUCAGAAGUAGGAAAUUGA
This is a messenger RNA of Onychomys torridus (southern grasshopper mouse), 1440 nucleotides long. It is a transcript of the gene Slc7a13, whose product is annotated as solute carrier family 7 member 13. The record is from RefSeq and is a predicted model, not a curated record. The transcript has 4 exons. Gene Ontology annotation, cellular component: membrane. Gene Ontology annotation, biological process: amino acid transmembrane transport. Lineage: Eukaryota; Metazoa; Chordata; Mammalia; Rodentia; Cricetidae. Bases 1 to 1440 code for a protein of 479 amino acids. Gene Ontology annotation, molecular function: L-amino acid transmembrane transporter activity.